CUUUCUUCCCUCCCACCUCUCAUCUCUCUCUCUCUCUUUCGUUUUCCUCCUUAAGGCAAAACAAACAGCACUUACCUAAUUCCCAGUAUGUGUAAUAUUCCACUGCGCCAUCUUCCCCAUCCCUCAUAAGCCACCUGUCUGGACAAUGAUAAGCCCAACCAACAUUAUGCUUGCUUACACAUGUCUUUCCCCCCUGCCUUACGCCCUCGCUGCGUGCUUCUCGCCCGUGACCCGCUCUACUCUCCUUCCCUCCUAGCUUGCUUGCAGUCACCCUGCUUCUCAUCCUUUUCUUCUCGGUCACUUCGUCCAGCGAGCUAACCUUCCAAAGCUUCCGUGGUGACCAAUUGCAGUCGAUUCAUCAAGUCCAUCUCUUUGUGACUGGACAUCCCCUUCGCAGUUCUACUGCCAUUUCUUGCGAUCCUCUAGGCGACGAAGCCCCUUAUAUCCCUUGGUCAGGGCCCCUUUCAGCGCUCCCCAAGUUCAGAGAUGUCUCCCACCCCGGUUUCCGCGGCCCCUGCCGGCCAAACGCUCGAGAAGAAGCCUGUCAAGUUUAGCAAUCUGUUGCUCGGUGCUGGUUUGAACUUGUUCGAGGUCACAACCUUGGGACAGCCGCUGGAGGUGAUCAAGACAACCAUGGCCGCAAAUCGAGGCGACAGCUUCGCCGGUGCUAUGGGUCGGAUUUGGGGUCGUGGCGGGAUGCUCGGUUAUUAUCAAGGCCUCAUUCCGUGGGCCUGGAUUGAGGCCUCUACUAAAGGUGCUGUCCUGCUUUUCGUCGCAUCGGAAGCCGAAUUUCGCGCCAAGGUGCUCGGUGCUCCCGACUUCGUGGCCGGUAUCGCUGGUGGUAUGGUCGGUGGUAUUGCCCAGGCCUAUGCCACUAUGGGAUUCUGCACCUGCAUGAAGACGGUCGAAAUCACCAAGCACAAGAUGGCUGCGCAAGGUGUCAAGCCCCCCAGUACCUUCGCGACUUUCAUGGACAUCUACCGCAAGGAGGGUAUCCGUGGUAUCAACCGUGGUGUCAAUGCGGUCGCUAUCCGUCAAACUACUAACUGGGGAUCUCGUUUCGGUUUCUCCCGCUUGGCGGAGCAGGCAAUCCGCAAGGUGACCAACAAGGAUGACAGUCAAAAGCUGAACGCUUUUGAGAAGAUUUUGGCUUCAGGUCUGGGUGGUGGUUUGUCGGCUUGGAACCAGCCCAUUGAGGUGAUUCGCGUCGAAAUGCAGAGCAAGACCGAUGACCCCAACCGUCCUAAGAAUUUGACGGUCGGCAAGGCUGCCAAGUACAUCUAUGAGAACAACGGCAUUCGAGGCCUCUACCGUGGUGUGGCUCCUCGAGUGGGACUGGGGAUCUGGCAGACCGUCUGCAUGGUGGCUCUGGGUGACAUGUGAGUUGAGAACCCCUCCCCCAACAAUUUUAUCCUUGUAAUUGCGGGCUAUCUAGACCCACCUCUCGAAUGACCAAUAUCAUCGAGUGGACUACCCCGGCCGGUUCGGCGUACCCCCGGGGUCCCCCAUGUGAAAUUUGUGAUUCUGCCGAGGGAAGACUUAAGGCUAACAUGAUGGGUCUCCGUUGCACCGAACAGGGCCAAGGAGGCAGUCGAAAAACUGACGGGCGAGACUGUCACCGCAAAGCACUAGGGAAGGUUUGAAAUACCCUUCCGCCAUGCGCAUGGUCGGAGAUGACAGGGCUUUAUGCUGGCUUGGUUACUUCGUCUCUGUUGUC
Aspergillus saccharolyticus JOP 1030-1 is the source of this 1717-nucleotide messenger RNA. RefSeq names its product putative mitochondrial DNA replication protein (Yhm2). Gene Ontology annotation, cellular component: mitochondrion. Gene Ontology annotation, biological process: alpha-ketoglutarate transport; mitochondrial citrate transmembrane transport. Lineage: Eukaryota; Fungi; Ascomycota; Eurotiomycetes; Eurotiales; Aspergillaceae. Gene Ontology annotation, molecular function: tricarboxylate secondary active transmembrane transporter activity. The transcript has 5 exons. Bases 487 to 1383 code for a protein of 298 amino acids. The record is from RefSeq and is a predicted model, not a curated record.